GUAUUUCCUCUUUUUAGCUGCUUUCUAGAACAGUGUCUCUAUAAUAUACUCCUAUGAAGCCCCCAAUCCGUCCCCAAGUCACAUUGCGUAGCUUAAAGCGCACCCCAAACCCCACCCCCGUCGUAUGUCACGUUCGACAGCGACAUCAUGAAUCCAAGAUUCUACAGGAAAUCAAAGAUGAAGACAAUGCAUUCAUCUUAUCAAUCUUGCAAGCUUCUCCUUCAGCCAGAGACUCUCGUUCUUAUCUGUCUUCAUUUGCUCCUCCUCAGCCUGCCGACAUUGCUACUGCAACCCCUGCCGCCACUCCAUCAGACGGUGCUCAACCUCCUGCCCAAAACCCUCUUGUCAAUGCCCUUCUCAAUCCUAUUCUUCGUCGGCCUGCCCUUGUCAAAAUUCAAGGUCCAUUUACCGACGCGCAACUUGAAUCCAUUUGCCGCGGCAUGGCGCAUCUUCAAAAAUUAGGACUCGUUUCUGUCAUCGUCGUUGACCGUGAUGACUUGCCGUCUACGGAAUCUUCCGACCGUUACGAAGCACAGAGACAAAGGGCGAUUGUCAGGCAUGAAGUCGAAAGGGUUGUGCAUUUCCUCUCAAGGCAUAGGGCAGCCGCCAGACCAGUCUUUUCAACUGUUGCAAGGAUCGCAGACCCUGAGCUGGAGCCAGAGGAGGCACAAAAGGGUGUAUUUGUUGAAGAGGAAGGACUUGAUCACGUGCGGAGGGCCGUGGGUGAGGGCGAAAUUCCCGUAUUACUGCCCGUCGCACUCGACUCUGGCUGUCGUUCCCGGAGGAUCCCAGCCAACAGAGUGCUUUUGGCUCUUGCUUCUGCAAUGUCAACACACACUUCCAGCCCCGUGGACCUUACUCCGAGGAGGUUACUGGUGAUCAAUCGUGAAGGCGGUAUCCCUUCUUAUGCUCGACAAGGUCUGCCACACUUAUAUAUCAAUCUCGCGUCCGAGUUUUCCUAUAUCAACCGUACAUUUCAACCCCAAUGGAAUGAUUCCCAUCCUACUGCCUUGUCAAACCUCUUUCUCGCCAAUGGCUGCCUCGCCCACAUGCCUCGUGAAGCGUCUGCUUUGAUCGUCUCCCAUCGAUCUCCCGCAGCCUUGAUUGCGAAUUUAAUCACCAACAAGCCCGCACACUCUGCUUCUUUGCCUCAUGCCCUGCUUGUCGAGUCUGAGGGUCGUAUCACUCGUGAUACACCAACACUCAUCCGUAAGGGCCUUCCAGUUCGCGUCUUGCGCAGCAUGGAAGAAGUCGACCAAGACAAGCUCACACAUCUGCUUGAAACCUCUUUCAAACGCACACUUGAUCGCGAAGGGUUCUACAACCGUUUAAAGAAUGAUCUUGACUUUGUGAUUGUGAUUGGCGAUUAUGCCGGUGCUGCUGUUUGUACCCUUGAAGGCAAACCCGUUUCUGAUUCAUUCGCUUACCCCCCAAAUCAUCCCGAACCUAUAUGCUACCUUGACAAAUUUGCCGUUCAUCCUUCACACCAAGGCGAUGGUACAGUUGAUUUCUUGUGGGUCGCUCUUCGUGAUGAGACGUACGGUCUCGGUCAGUUGGAUGCCUCAAACCCGUCUAUCGGUUCGUUGAGAGGUGUCGGCAGGGGUAGAGAUCUUGUCUGGAGGAGCAGAAGUGAUAAUCCCGUCAACAAAUGGUAUUACGAGAGGUCAAGUGGCUUCCUGAAGACAAGGGACGAGAAGUGGAAGGUAUUUUGGUGUGAUGCGGAGCAGAGGCUGGGAGAGAUUUGGCGAGAGAGGGAAUUUGGCGGAGGAAGAUUGGUUAGAGUUGUGGAAAAGGAGGAAAAGGGAAGGGUGAAAUGGUGGGAAGAGGUCAUCGGAGCGAUCCCAUCAGCUUGGUCGGCGUAAUCUAUUUGGGAUUCCGAGAAAAAAUAGGGUCAGUGUAGGCUUAAGACAGUCAUUCAAGCAUUUUAGACAUAGAGGCAAGAGUAGCAUGUUGUAUACAGAUGCAUAAACUAUAGGUG
This is a messenger RNA of Cryptococcus deneoformans JEC21, 1978 nucleotides long. Its product is annotated as amino-acid N-acetyltransferase, putative. Bases 54 to 1862 code for a protein of 602 amino acids. Gene Ontology annotation, molecular function: arginine binding; L-glutamate N-acetyltransferase activity, acting on acetyl-CoA as donor. The record is from RefSeq and is a predicted model, not a curated record. Gene Ontology annotation, biological process: L-arginine biosynthetic process. NCBI's taxonomy places the organism in Eukaryota, Fungi, Basidiomycota, Tremellomycetes, Tremellales, Cryptococcaceae. The transcript is spliced from 3 exons. Gene Ontology annotation, cellular component: mitochondrial matrix.